Messenger RNA from Triplophysa dalaica, 1364 nucleotides. RefSeq names its product D(1C) dopamine receptor-like. Lineage: Eukaryota; Metazoa; Chordata; Actinopteri; Cypriniformes; Nemacheilidae. Gene Ontology annotation, biological process: adenylate cyclase-activating adrenergic receptor signaling pathway. Gene Ontology annotation, molecular function: G protein-coupled receptor activity. The record is from RefSeq and is a predicted model, not a curated record. The coding region runs from base 176 to 1363 and encodes 395 amino acids. The transcript has a single exon. Gene Ontology annotation, cellular component: membrane.
UUCAGAGAGCCGAUCACCUCCAGUCCUGCAACUGAUGCUCAAUUCAACAGAAACACGAUUGCACUUUUUAGGGGGAAGAAACGAGUUGGAAAGCAGCGCAAACAGAGAAGCAGAAGAGCAGGUAACAUGAGAAACCAAUUGAAGACAAUGACAUAUUUGACUCGGGCCGAGAGAAAUGGAAACAGCAGGAAAGUACAGCGAUGGUCCAGAGAGCUCCACCCCGGGUGUCCGCGCACUGACUGGCUGCGCGCUCUGCGCUCUCAUUGUUUCCACGCUGCUGGGGAACACUCUCGUGUGCGUCGCCGUCAUCAAAUUCAGACAUCUGAGAUCCAAAGUGACUAAUUUUUUCGUCAUAUCUUUGGCAGUGUCGGAUCUCUUCGUGGCAGUUCUGGUCAUGCCGUGGAAGGCCGUAUCCGAGGUGGCCGGUUGCUGGCUCUUCGGGAGCUUUUGCGACACUUGGAUAGCCUUUGAUAUAAUGUGUUCAACGGCAUCUAUUCUGAAUUUGUGCAUCAUAAGUUUGGAUAGAUACUGGGCUAUCUCGAGCCCUUUCCAUUACGAGCGUAAAAUGACCCAGCGGGUGGCGUUUGUCAUGAUCGGCAUGGCGUGGACCCUCUCCAUCCUGAUUUCCUUCGUCCCUGUAAGACUCAACUGGCACAAGGCUGAGCGCGUAGAUAUCUCACCGAUAAACCAUGGCAUCCAGUCGGAGGACUGCAGUGCGACUUUGAACAGGACUUAUGCAAUUGUAUCUUCACUCGUAAGCUUUUACGCUCCAGUCAUCAUUAUGAUCGGAACAUACACGCGCAUCUACAGGAUUGCACAAACGCAGAUCCGAAGAAUCUCCACCUUGGAGAGGGCAGCCGGACACACUCAAAGUCACCGCGAAUGCUCGAGCCAACAGUCACUUAAAAGUACAUUCAAGAAAGAGACUAAGGUGUUAAAAACCCUGUCCGUCAUAAUGGGAGUGUUUGUGUUUUGUUGGCUGCCGUUCUUCAUCCUGAACUGCAUCGUUCCGUUCUGUAACCUGGACGCGCUCGGAAACUCUCGGUGCGUCAGCAGCACAACCUUCAGCAUCUUUGUGUGGUUCGGAUGGGCCAAUUCGGCCCUCAACCCGGUGAUCUACGCGUUUAACGCGGAUUUCAGGAAAGCGUUCACCACUAUUCUGGGCUGCAACAGACUUUGCGCGUCUUCUGCGGUGGAGGCUGUGAAUUUCAGUAACGAGCUGGUGUCCUACCAUCACGCAACCCAUCACCAAACCACUCUUCCCCAGAAGGAAUCGCAGGACGCAUCUGAUCCUCAGCCCUUAGCUUUGGCACCUGUGGUAGGGGAGAGCGAGGCAUGUUGUCACACUUUUCACACCGUGUAAC